GAUGAAAGGUACGAUACGGAAUCGUCAUCUUCUGAUACUAAUACGCAAUACGACUCCGAGCGGGAGCGACGAUGUGACCAACAAUGCACGGGCAUUAUUACGGCCAGUAGGAGGCAUAAGAAGGAGCGGAACUUCCAGAGGAAGAUCAAGUUGAUCAAGAAGAACUUGAGAGCAUGGAAUAAGAAGAUAAGUAAGGCAGAGACUGAAGAGAUCGAGAGGGCUCGUAAGGAGAGAGCUAAGUAUGCUGGUAAUGACGACAUCGAUGAUGAUAAUUGGCAAGGACCAAGUGGCCAUCAUAAUGAUAAGAUCGAUGGUCGGAAGAACAGCGAGAGCAGCUCUUCAUCUCAAGUGCAAUUAAAUACUAGUAGAACCUCUUCUACUACCAGAGCGGAUACAUCAGCAUUCUCACUGGGAUCUCAGUAUGAUUCUGAUUCUGACCCUGAUAACGAUUUUGGCGAUCUUCCAAGCGACCCAGAUGAGAAUGAGGAACUCAAAAGGCUGGCAGGGCGGAUCAUGCGAGUGCAUAUGUCCAGCCUUAACUCUUACUCUCGAUUUGGAAGGAGACCGCAGCGCAAGAAGCCCGCCGGUCCUUCCACCACAUCGAGGGAGACUUCCAAAUUCGUUCCUUCCCCGAAAAAGACAAGUCGUGCUCCUCAGAAGGUGCUCACUACAGUGAUUAACGCCAGCUCGGAGGAUGCUCCGUGGGAAACGGUCUUUAUGGCUGAGGUUGCUGACAACAAGAACUUGAAAGAAUCGGUGAAGGAUGAUUUAAUUAAAAUGAUGCGGUAA
Molecule: messenger RNA, 789 nt
Organism: Perkinsus marinus ATCC 50983
Lineage: Eukaryota; Perkinsozoa; Perkinsida; Perkinsidae
Exons: 6
Source: RefSeq, a predicted model, not a curated record